AUGUCCAAGAAGCAGGAGGUAAAGGCGUACGGCCCGAACGUGAAGAAGGGCGACCUCGUUUACGGCGUCGUGCACAUCUUCGCAUCCUUCAAUGACACGUUUGUGCACGUGACGGACACGUCCGGCCGCGAAACGUACGUGAAGGUUACCGGCGGUAUGAAGGUGAAGGCCGAUCGCGAUGAGUCUUCCCCCUACGCUGCGAUGAUGGCCGCCCAGGACGUUGUGGCGCGCUGCAAGGAGUGCGGAAUCAACGCCCUGCAUGUCAAGAUGCGCGCCGUUGGUGGUGUGCGCACCAAGUCGCCGGGCCCUGGCGCCCAGGCCGCCCUCCGCGCGCUCGCCCGCGCUGGGAUGAAGAUUGGCCGCAUCGAGGAUGUCACCCCGAUCCCGACCGACUCCACCCGCCGCAAGGGCUCCCGCCGUGGUCGCCGCCUGUAA
This is a messenger RNA of Leishmania mexicana MHOM/GT/2001/U1103, 435 nucleotides long. RefSeq names its product 40S ribosomal protein S14. The record is from RefSeq and is a predicted model, not a curated record. Bases 1 to 435 code for a protein of 144 amino acids. Gene Ontology annotation, biological process: translation; ribosomal small subunit assembly; maturation of SSU-rRNA from tricistronic rRNA transcript (SSU-rRNA, 5.8S rRNA, LSU-rRNA). Lineage: Eukaryota; Euglenozoa; Kinetoplastea; Trypanosomatida; Trypanosomatidae. Gene Ontology annotation, molecular function: small ribosomal subunit rRNA binding; mRNA 5'-UTR binding; structural constituent of ribosome. The transcript has a single exon. Gene Ontology annotation, cellular component: ribosome; cytosolic small ribosomal subunit.